This is a messenger RNA of Sclerotinia sclerotiorum 1980 UF-70, 552 nucleotides long. RefSeq lists its product as hypothetical. Bases 1 to 552 code for a protein of 183 amino acids. Lineage: Eukaryota; Fungi; Ascomycota; Leotiomycetes; Helotiales; Sclerotiniaceae. The record is from RefSeq and is a predicted model, not a curated record. The transcript has 2 exons.
AUGGAGAAUAUGAAAACAGGCUUUAGAGGAACAGGAUUAGUCCCUUUUAAUCCCGAUGCUAUACUCUCUAGAAUGGAUAUUCGAAUCCAUACACCUACUCCUCCUUCGCUUCCUCCGAGUCAUAUACCCGAUUGGGUCUCACAAACACCUCACAAUACCACCAAAGCUCUUUCACAAGCAUUUUUAGUACGAUCUAUUAUUGUUCAGCAUCAUUCUAGUUUUCCUACACCUAUAUUUAAGGCUACAGAUCCUUUAAUUAAGGCUUUUGAGAAUCAUGAUCUUCGAUUGACAAAUAUGGGAUUAAGUAAAUGUCGACAUGCUAAAAAGAUUCAAUUACGUUUAGAAGGAGCUCUCACUAUUCAAGAGGCUAAUGAUAUUAUAUCACAAAAAGAGAUGGAUAUUCAGAUUAAACGCGAUAGACAACAAAAUAGGCGGAAUUCUAAUAGAGAGGCAUCGACUAAUCGAUGCUGUAGUAAAUGUGGAAUAACAGGUCAUAAUGCAAGAAUAUGUUCUAAUGAUAAUAUAGAUCCUAAAUUAUUAGAUAGUGCUUAG